UUCGCUGCAGAAACACAUGUUGUUUAGAUCAGAGAUCAAACUAGUUUCAUUUAUAAGGAAGUGAAACUCAGACAGUCGUUGUGACUGAGAGGUGAAAUGGCGCAGAAAGGAGUUCAGCUGGACCGAGAAACCUUCUCUUGUUCGAUCUGUUUGGAUCUACUGAAGGAUCCGGUGGCUAUUCCCUGUGGACACAGCUACUGCAUGAACUGUAUUAAAAGCUUCUGGGAUGGAGAAGAUGAGAAGGAAAUCCACAGCUGCCCUCAGUGUAGACAGACCUUCAUACCGAGGCCUCUCCUGGUUAAAAACACCAUGUUAGCAGUUUUAGUGGAGGAACUGAAGAAGACUGGACUCCAAGCUGCUCCUGCUGAUCACUGCUAUGCUGGACCUGAAGAUGUGUCCUGUGAUGUCUGCACUGGGAGAAAACUGAAAGCCUUCAAGUCCUGUCUGGUCUGUUUGGCCUCUUAUUGUGAGAAACACCUCCAGCGUCACUUUGAUGCAGCUCCAUUAAAGAAACACAAGCUGGUGGACCCCUCCAAGAAGCUCCAGGAGAACAUCUGCCCUCGUCAUGAUGAGGUGAUGAAGAUGUUCUGCCGUACUGAUCAGCAGUGUAUCUGUUAUCUCUGCUCUGUGGAUGAACAUAAAGGCCACGACACAGUCUCAGCUGCAGCAGAAAGGACUGAGAGGCAGAGAGAGCUCGAGGUGAGUCGACAAAACAUCCAGCAGAGAAUCCAGGACAGAGAGAAAGAUGUGAAGGAGCUUCAACAGCAGGUGGAGGCUAUCAAUCGCUCUGCUGAUGAAGCAGUGGAGGACAGUGAGAAGAUCUUCGUUGAGCUGAUCAGUCUCAUCCAGAAAAGAAGCUCUGAUGUGAAGCAGCAGGUCAGAUCCCAGCAGGAAACUGAAGUGAGUCGAGUCAAAGAGCUUCAGGAGAAGAUGGAGCAGGAGAUCACUGAGCUGAAGAGGAAAGACGCUGAGAUGAAGAAGCUGUCACACACAGAGGACCACAACCAGUUUCUACACAACUACCCCUCACUGUCAGCACUCAGUGAAUCUACAUCCAGCAUCAAUAUCCGUCCUCUGAGGUACUUUGAGGAUGUGACAGCGGCUGUUUCAGAGCUCAGAGAUAAACUACAGGACGUUCUGAGAGAGAAAUGGACAAACGUCUCACUGACAGUGACUGAAGUGGAUGUUUUACUGCCACAACCAGAGCCCAAGACCAGAGCUGGAUUCUUAAGAUAUUCACAUGAAAUCACACUGGAUCCAAACACAGCAAACACACAGCUGUUAUUAUCUGAGGGGAACAGAAAAGCAACAUUAAUGAAUCAACAUCAGUCUUAUUCUAGUCACCCAGACAGAUUCACUGGAUGGUGGCAGGUCCUGAGUAGAGAGAGUCUGAGUGGACGUUGUUACUGGGAGGUGGAGUGGAGAGGGAGAGGAGUUUGUUUAGCAGUCGCAUACAAGAAUAUCAACAGAGCAGGGAGCUCAGCUGAAUGUGGGUUUGGAUACAAUGACAAAUCUUGGGCUUUAAUUUGUAACAACAACAGUUAUACGUUUUGGUACAAUGAUGUCCAAACUCCUGUCUCAGGUCCUCUGUCCUCCAGAGUUGGAGUGUAUCUGGAUCACAGUGCAGGUAUUCUGUCCUUCUACAGCAUCUCUGAAACCGUGACUCUCCUCCACAGAGUCCAGACCACAUUCACUCAGCCUCUCUAUGCUGGACUUGGGUUUUAUUCUGGAUUUUGGUUUCCUUAUAUUGAAUCCACUGCUGAGAUCUGUAAACUGAAGUAGACAGAAGUCAUUUAAGUGACAAAAGGUUGAAUUCUGUAUUUUAGUAAGUAAAGUCACGUUUUCUUCAUUUUUUUAUGCUGAGAGCUGAUUGAUCACCUGUCAAUCAAACAUUGUGGGUGGUACUUUGACAUCUUCUCAUUAGUUGUUCUGUAAAAGUUUGAGUUUCUUUAGUUGGAGCUCCUUCCUGUGUCUGUUUAACCAUGGAGGCUAUCACUGCUCAUGAUUAUAUUUGACAUUUCUCUGUAUGAAAAUAUAAACUUCUGUUUGCUCUGAAUGUUGAAUAUUUAUAAUGAUGUAUUUGUUAUUGUUUCUCUUCCACUUUGUGUUUCUUUACAGGGAAAGCUCCAGACCUUCCUUUAUUGUAGAUAUUUUGUUCUCAGUUUUGUUUAAUUUUGUAUGAAAUCUAUUAUAACUGUUGGAAGACCAAAUGUUGUUAUUGUUCAAAUCAACAUACAAAUGAGGUUCUCUGAGGUAUAAAACUGUAGUUAUCAUGAUCAUAAUCAAUAAGGAGAUCAUUUAUUAUUGUCUUUUACAUUGCUGAGAUUCUGAUCAAACAAAUUGAUUGUGUGGGUGAAGUGAAUCUGAGUCACUGAACAGACUUUACUGAUGGAUGUGUGAACAUACUGAAGGUUUAAAUCAUGAAUAAACAAACAUAAAUAAA
Dicentrarchus labrax (European seabass) is the source of this 2443-nucleotide messenger RNA. RefSeq names its product E3 ubiquitin/ISG15 ligase TRIM25-like. The transcript is spliced from 2 exons. Gene Ontology annotation, molecular function: zinc ion binding; protein binding. Lineage: Eukaryota; Metazoa; Chordata; Actinopteri; Moronidae. The record is from RefSeq and is a predicted model, not a curated record. The coding region runs from base 97 to 1782 and encodes 561 amino acids.